CUUGUCCUUGAAAUGGCGUCCCCUUGGCUGGUAGGUAUACGUCCUAAAAGGAUCUCCGCGCUUCUAGGAGUGGUCCUCAUUCUUUUUACAAUCUGGGCAUACACAUGGUAUUCGUUUGAUUUGAAGCUCUUGGAAGUCAAAAUCCCAUCAAAAGGUGGAGACACCAAAAUUGAAGACAUGCAAGACGAUAAAGGGGUUCUCUUUUCAUUGGUACGAAAUGAAGAACUUGAUGGCAUGCUUCUGUCAAUAGGAUACGUUCAAAAAAGAUAUAAUAAUCAAUUCCAUUCAGAUUGGGUAUUUGCCAAUGAUAAACCCUUCACUGAAGAGUUCAAGCAAAAGGUCACAAAGACCUUCACAUCGGGUAGGGCCAUAUUUGUGCGUAUUCCAGUGGAAUAUUGGUCAUAUCCUGAGCAUAUUGACUUGGAUAGGGCCGCUGAAUCUCGAACCCUUGCCCAAAGUAAAGGCAUGGCAUAUGGGGGCUCGGAAGAGUACAGACACAUGUGUAGAUUCAACUCUGGGUUCUUCUACAAAUUGGAAGCCUUGAAACCAUACCGAUACUAUUGGAGAAUAGAACCAAAUGUCAAGUUUGUAUGCAACUUCAAGGAAGAUCCCUUUGAAGUAAUGAAAAAUAACAGUUUUAUUUAUGGAUGGACCAUGACCAUGGGAGAAUUUGCAGAUACUGUACCUACUCUUUGGGACACUACUCAAACUUUUUUGAAGAAAAAUAAUGGGUUGAUCUCAAAGAAAAACAUGUACAACUUUGUGACCGAUGAUAAUGGAGAUACAUACAACCUUUGUCAUUAUUGGUCAAAUUUUGAGAUUGGGGAUUUGGAAUUCUAUCGGUCAAAAGAUUCUCCAUAUGAGAAAUAUUUCCAAUAUUUGGACAAAGCAGGUGGCUUUUUCUAUGAACGUUGGGGCGAUGCACCGGUGCAUAGUAUCGCAAUGUCUUUAUUUGUUCCUUCGGACAAAAUAUAUCAUUUUGCAAACACUGGCUACUAUCACAAGCCAAAUCAAGGGUGUCCAGUAGACGAAUUUGUAAGACAGGAUCUUCAAUGUGACUGUAACCCUAGGAAGGAUUUCACGUUUCAUAAGUUCAGUUGUACCAGGAAAUAUUAUAAGGUGAAAGGGCUUGAAUUUCCAGGACCAGCUGAGGAUUAAUCGGAUUGAAUAAAAAACUUUAAAUUCAUUAGAGUGAAGAUAUCUACACGAAUUGUAAGAGAACAAGAUUCUCUUAAGCACGAGAUGAAUGCAUUUUCCAGAAAAAU
Molecule: messenger RNA, 1265 nt
Organism: [Candida] anglica
Lineage: Eukaryota; Fungi; Ascomycota; Pichiomycetes; Serinales; Debaryomycetaceae
Source: the annotation of a GenBank genome assembly